AUGGCUUUUUCCGAUGAUCAACAACCAUAUUUCAAGCAUUUUUGCAGGAUUUGUAAAAAGGGUUUCAUGUGUGGAAGAGCAUUAGGUGGUCAUAUGAGAGCUCAUGGUGUUUCCGAUGAAACUGGUAAUCUUGACGAUCAAGAUCCGACCACCGAUAGUAAUUGGGAUGGAAACAAAAAAAUGUACGCUUUAAGAACAAACCCUAAUCGAUUCAGUCGAGUUUGUGAGAAUUGUGGGAAAGAGUUCUUGUCAUGGAAAUCGUUCCUGGAGCAUGGGAAGUGUAGCUCAGACGAUGCUGAAUCGUCGCUUGUUUGGUCACCGGAGUCGGAGGCUGACGAUGAUGAUGACGGUGCCGGCGUCGCCGGAUGCCACCAUGGUGGCGGCGGAAGUGGGUGGUCUAAGCGGAAGAGGUCUUUUAGGGUUUGUUCUAGUGAAGAUGAAGAAGAUGUAGCUUUAGCCAAAUGUUUAAUGGCGUUAUCGAACACUACGGUUGAUCCGGUGGAGCUAGAGGUGGCGGAUGAGCAUCUCUUUGCCGCCAUUAAACGGGAGGAGCAAAGGCGGAAUCCCAUAUUCUCGUCGGAAUUUCUACCAACUUUUACAAAGCCUCCACCACCUUUCGAUAAAGCCAAAACGGUGGUGGCAGCAGCAGCCGCCAGUAGUAGUGCUGCUGCCACCACCCCUAAAGGCAUGUUCGAAUGUAAAGCAUGUAAAAAAGUCUUUAACUCGCAUCAAGCAUUGGGUGGACAUAGGGCUAGUCACAAGAACGUUAAAGGCUGUUUCGCAGCUCGAAAUGAUCAGUUUGAUGAUAAUUUAGCGUACGAAGAUGUUGCCAUCGUCCAAAACGACUUAAAAUCUGUCAUCACCCGCCAAUCAUUAGAGACUGGACCCAACACUGGUCCAAUCUCGUUGGCGGGUCGGAAAUCAAAAGUACACAAAUGCUCCAUUUGUAGCCGGAUUUUCGCAUCCGGACAAGCCCUAGGUGGCCACAAAAGAUGCCAUUGGCUCACCUCAAGUUACACCUCAGAAGCUUCUUUAAACAAGUUUAACUUUCAUGAACACAUUGACCAACUCCAUCGAAGAGCUCUAGCAAUACCGAAAGAACUCGAGUUAAACCUCAACCUGAACCUCCCGGUUUCCGGAAACACCCCCACGGCCGACACACGACCGGACUUGCAAAAUCCAGCGAGAUUGGAUCAGGUAUCUACAGAUAUCAACCUGCAUGCAUGGAGUAGUGCAGCAGAUCAAGAAAAUGGUGAUCAUGGGGAUGCAAAAGCAGACCAUAAACAUCAAUUGAACAAUAAUAACAGCGACCAAGAUGAUCAGAAUGCAGCACCGCCGGCAACGGCGGAGAUGGUGGAAGAUGAAGGUGAGAGUAAGGUGAAAUUGGCGAAACUCAGUGAGUUGAAAGAGAUGAAUGAUAACGAUGGGAGUUCAUCUUCAUGGUUGCAGGUUGGAAUUGGAUCAACCACUGAUGUGGGUCCCACCCCAUAA
Cynara cardunculus var. scolymus (artichoke) is the source of this 1491-nucleotide messenger RNA. RefSeq lists its product as uncharacterized. Lineage: Eukaryota; Viridiplantae; Streptophyta; Magnoliopsida; Asterales; Asteraceae. Bases 1 to 1491 code for a protein of 496 amino acids. The transcript has a single exon. The record is from RefSeq and is a predicted model, not a curated record.